AUGGUGUCAAAGUUGAACGUUUGGGUGCCCCAUGAACUUACGGAACGGAACCGUCUUGAACGAACGACAGCGUGCAUGUCAUUACUUGCGCGUAAUAAACAUGAGCCAUUCCUUAAACGUCUAGUAACUGGUGAUGAAAAGUGGAUACUUUACGAAAAUCCUGAACGGAAACGUAGCUGGUCCCAACGAAAUCAACCACCUCAACGGUGUGCAAAACCAGGGUUACAUCCACUGGUGAUACCAUUAAUUCAGACGAAAUAUUGCACUCAGUUAGAAAAAUUAAGAGAAGCUGAAAAACGACCAGGUAUAGUAAAUAGGAGCAACGUUAUCUUCCAUCACGACAACGCUAGACCGCAUGUCGCGAAAGGCGUUAUAAAAAACUGUCUGAAUUUAAUUAGGAAAUUUUACCACAUCCCCCAUAUUCCUCAGACAUUGCCCCACCUGAUUACCACCUGUUCAGAGCAUUACAACACUUUUUAG
This is a messenger RNA of Bombus terrestris (buff-tailed bumblebee), 480 nucleotides long. RefSeq names its product histone-lysine N-methyltransferase SETMAR-like. The record is from RefSeq and is a predicted model, not a curated record. Gene Ontology annotation, molecular function: nucleic acid binding. Bases 1 to 480 code for a protein of 159 amino acids. NCBI's taxonomy places the organism in Eukaryota, Metazoa, Arthropoda, Insecta, Hymenoptera, Apidae. The transcript has 2 exons.